AUGUCUAAAGACCAAAGGCGGAGAGCUUUAAUAAAGGAAGAAUCUUCGUAUAUUAAGAGGAAAGAGGAACCACAGGAAGUGACCAUCAAAGAAGAGGAAGAGCAGCUGCCAGUAUCUGUCUUAAAGUCGAGUACUGUGAGUGUGAAGACUGAAGAAUCUUCACUGUUUCAAACUGAAUUCAAAGAAGAGGAACCUCAGGACAUCAACACAGAUCCACAUUUACACCCACAGACUGAGGGAGACACAGAAUAUUCUGACAAUGAUGAAGAAAGGGGCGCAGAGACCAACUGUUCAGAUGAUGAAGACUUCUUCAACCAUCACUUUGAGUUGCCUCGUGUAUGA
This is a messenger RNA of Knipowitschia caucasica, 342 nucleotides long. Lineage: Eukaryota; Metazoa; Chordata; Actinopteri; Gobiiformes; Gobiidae. The record is from the annotation of a GenBank genome assembly.